Messenger RNA from Drosophila navojoa, 1345 nucleotides. It is a transcript of the gene Adf1, whose product is annotated as Adh transcription factor 1. NCBI's taxonomy places the organism in Eukaryota, Metazoa, Arthropoda, Insecta, Diptera, Drosophilidae. The record is from RefSeq and is a predicted model, not a curated record. Gene Ontology annotation, biological process: regulation of transcription by RNA polymerase II. Gene Ontology annotation, cellular component: transcription regulator complex; nucleus. Gene Ontology annotation, molecular function: DNA binding.
AUAUUCAGCCAACGCUGACUACAACGUCGCGACGCUGUCGACGUCUCCUUUAUUUGACGUCGAGUCGUCGCAGCGGCUGGCUGUGUUAAAAUAUACAUACUAGAAAAGUAGACUGCGCUGCCUGCUUCAUUCUUGGAACAAAAAUUUCACUGUUGGCAGCGACUGAGAAAUAAAAUUGAACGUCGACGUCGCGACGAUUCCUCCUCGAAGAAGACCAAAUCAAAAUAAAAACAAAUAAACUAUAAAGGGUGCGUGCGCGCCAAUUAUUUAACAACAAUUAGCAAACGAAAGAAACAAAUGCACACACUGAGUGCAGCCAUCGAAAUGGACAAACUGGAUGCCAACCUGGAGCAGCAGUUUGAUCUCAAUCUAAUUGAGGCAGUUAAAAUGAAUCCCGUUAUAUACGAUCGCUCACAUUACAAUUAUAAGCAUUUUGUGCGUAAGGCGCAGACUUGGAAGCAAAUCGCUGAAACACUUGGAGUUAGCGAACAAAAAUGUACAAAGCGUUGGAAGAGCUUACGCGACAAAUUCGCGCGCGAAAUGAAACUAUGCCAAGAAUCGCGCUGGCGCUACUUCAAGCAAAUGCAAUUCCUUGUGGACUCCAUUCGCCAGUAUCGUGAAUCGCUGCUGGGCAAGUGUGCUAACGGCAGCCAGAAUGCCAAUCAAGUGGCCGAUCCCACGCAACAGCAACAGGCCCAGCAGCAGACGGUCGUCGACAUCUUUGCACAGCCGUUCAAUGGCAGCGCCACCACAUCCGCACAGGCACUGACGCAUCCGCACGAUUUCCCCAUAGAAAUCACUGUCACUGGAGAUGCCCAGCUCGCCACCGCUGUGGGCAAGGAUCAGAAGCCAUAUUUCUAUGAGCCGCCGCUGAAGCGUGAACGGGGCGAGGAAGAGCACAGUGACAAUAUGCUGAACAGCAUUAAGAUAUUCCAGAACAAUGUCUCGCAAGCGGUCAGUGCCGAGGAUCAGUCGUUUGGCAUGGUCGUCACCGAUAUGCUCAACACGCUGGGCGUGCGGCAAAAGGCCGAGGCCAAGGUGCACAUCAUCAAGUAUCUGACGGAUAUGCAACUGUUGGCACAGCAUAACAAAUACUAACUGUCGAGUCGUUUGUAGCAUUACCAGCAUCAACAGCAAUUGCUGCAACUGCUCCAAUUGGAUAAUGUGCUGGACGCUCGAUGGUUAAUGUAAAGCAGCUACAUACAACAACAACAAAUAAACAACCAACAAUAUAAAAAAAAAAAAUCCCAAAAACAGGAGUUGCCUGUUUUUUUUUCUAGCUAUUAAGUCUUAAAAGUCAAACUAAAGUUUAGAAUUAGUUAUAAAACAACACACUUCAUAUACA